This is a messenger RNA of Phyllostomus discolor (pale spear-nosed bat), 2674 nucleotides long. RefSeq names its product phosphatidylinositol-4-phosphate 5-kinase type 1 alpha (gene PIP5K1A). Gene Ontology annotation, biological process: phosphatidylinositol metabolic process. Lineage: Eukaryota; Metazoa; Chordata; Mammalia; Chiroptera; Phyllostomidae. Gene Ontology annotation, molecular function: phosphatidylinositol kinase activity. Bases 454 to 2139 code for a protein of 561 amino acids. The record is from RefSeq and is a predicted model, not a curated record. The transcript has 16 exons.
UGCGCAGUGUUCGGACUUCUCUGGCCACCAGGAGUGGAGCUGUGGAGUUGGGCGAUAAACAGGCUGUGGCUAGGAGGAGGGGGAGGGGGCGUUCGCUCUGCCGGGACUUCUCACGCCCCCUCAUUCUUUUAGGUGUGGUCAGGUCCGGACACGGGUUCUCGUCAGCCGGCUUGAGCCUACCCCCUUGUGAAAGGGAAAAAUAGCUUUCGCAGAAAGCAGUUCAAGUUGCGGAGAGGGUGCGAGACGUGGAUUGUCCCCAUGCCAGCCAAGUGGUGCGGCCCUGAGCUGGUCCGGGAGCCUGCCCGACGUGUCUGAGAGAGGCCCCGGAGGGGGCGGGAAGGUGACGGUCAGAACGCGGUCUCUGGGAAGAGACGUGGGGAAGAUUCGACUCCGAGAAGAGGAAGAGCCCCAUUGAAAGGGAGUGAGGCCGCUGAGGGGGAGGGGGCUGCCAAGAUGGCGUCUGCCUCUGGGACGUCGGCGGUGGGGUUUUCAUCCGUGGAUGCCGGGGUUCUUUCCAGCGCCUCGUCCUCAGGUUACAACUUUCUGUGCUGUGAAGGCAAGAGUCAGAGAGCAUAUGGAGCCAAGAGAACCAUGACAUCUGAGGUGGCUUAUGCCUCUGGCAUGCCCAUCAAGAAAAUAGGCCACAGGAGUGUUGAUUCCUCAGGGGAGACAACCUAUAAAAAGACAACCUCAUCAGCCUUGAAAGGUGCCAUCCAGCUAGGCAUCACUCACACUGUGGGGAGCCUGAGUACCAAACCAGAGCGGGAUGUCCUCAUGCAAGACUUUUACGUGGUGGAAAGUAUCUUCUUCCCCAGUGAAGGGAGCAACCUGACCCCUGCUCAUCACUACAAUGACUUUCGGUUCAAGACCUAUGCACCUGUUGCCUUCCGCUACUUUCGGGAAUUAUUUGGUAUCCGGCCUGAUGAUUAUUUGUACUCCCUCUGCAAUGAGCCACUGAUUGAACUCUGCAGCUCUGGGGCUAGUGGUUCCCUCUUCUACGUGUCCAGCGAUGACGAAUUCAUCAUUAAAACAGUCCAGCAUAAAGAGGCAGAGUUUCUGCAGAAGCUGCUUCCAGGAUACUACAUGAACCUCAACCAGAACCCUCGAACUUUGCUGCCUAAAUUCUAUGGACUGUACUGUGUGCAGGCAGGUGGUAAGAACAUUCGAAUUGUGGUAAUGAACAAUCUCUUACCUCGGUCAGUCAAGAUGCAUAUCAAGUAUGACCUCAAGGGCUCAACCUACAAACGGCGGGCUUCCCAAAAAGAGCGAGAUAAGCCUCUCCCCACCUUUAAAGACCUGGACUUCUUACAAGACAUUCCCGAUGGUCUCUUUUUGGAUGCUGAUAUGUAUAACGCUCUAUGUAAGACCCUGCAGCGUGACUGUUUGGUGCUGCAGAGCUUCAAGAUAAUGGAUUAUAGCCUCCUGAUGUCAAUCCAUAACAUAGAUCACGCACAGCGAGAGCCCUCAGGCAAUGAAUCACAAUACUCAGUAGAUACUCGCAAACCAGCCCCCCAAAAGGCUCUGUAUUCCACAGCCAUGGAAUCUAUCCAGGGCGAGGCUCGGCGAGGUGGCACCAUGGAGACUGAAGACCAUAUGGGUGGCAUCCCUGCCCGGAAUAGUAAAGGGGAAAGGCUGCUGCUCUAUAUUGGGAUCAUUGACAUUCUGCAGUCUUACAGGUUUGUUAAGAAGUUGGAGCACUCGUGGAAAGCUCUGGUACAUGACGGGGACACUGUAUCGGUGCAUCGCCCAGGCUUCUACGCUGAACGGUUCCAGCGUUUCAUGUGCAACACAGUCUUCAAGAAGAUACCCUUGAAGCCCUCUCCUUCCAAAAAGUUUCGGUCUGGCUCAUCUUUCUCUCGGCGAGGAGGCCCCAGCGGCAACUCGUGCAUUACUUACCAGCCAUCGGUGUCUGGGGAGCACAAGGCACAAGUGACAACAAAGGCGGAAGUGGAGCCAGGCGUCCACUUCGGUCGUCCUGAUGUUUUACCUCAGACUCCACCUUCGGAGAAAAUCAGUGAGGUCUCGACUAUUCCUGACCCCUGUUUUUCACCUGUAGUUGGAGAGACUUUGCAAAUGCUAUCUACAAGUUCCGACCUCUUGGAAAAGCUUGAAAUUGAAGAGUCAGAGUUCACCCAUUGAGCAGAAAACCUCAGAAGACCUGGAAUAAGAUUCUACCAUCUCUGUGAUCCCAAGAUGUCAGCACUUGCCUCAGCAAUGCUGAGUUUUCUUCUUGGUCAUCAAAAAAGUAUGAUGGAGGCUCGGGAAGCUGUCCAGCUCCUCUCUGAAGAAGAACCUGUUCUCCUUCCCCUUCCUCAUGAAUGCGCAUUAGCGCCUCAGACAGUUGAGGGCACCAGCAUCCUCUGCACCCCCGAGCUGGGUGGCACGAGUUUUCAACUGGCCAACCUUGGUUUCCACAACUGAAUGGUUUUCACAGCCCCAUUCUUCCUGAUGGAAAUGGGUUGUUGGACUUAGUGGUUUUCUUCCUUCUCAUCUACCUGUCACCUGGAGCUGGACUCUUAAUUUCCUCAGGACAGACUGGCUGGCCCAUUAUCCUUACCGUGGCUUGCUCUUUCUGGAAGAAGAUCCCUAUAAAGUUUGGAAAGGUUUUUGGGGAUGUGAGGGUGUUUAACCACCUUCCAACCAUUUUUUCCACCUGCAAAAGGAAAAGAAAAAA